GGUCUGGGCGGGGCCGGGCCUGCACCCGGCCAAGCAAGAUGGCGGCCAUGGAUGUGGUGUCGGCACCUCUGACCCUAGAAUUGUUGCCCACCGAUACCCUGCUCCUCAUCUUAUCCUUCUUGGACUACCAGGACCUAAUCAAUUGUUGCUAUGUCAGUCGAAGACUUCACCAGCUCGCAAGCCAUGAUCCACUAUGGAGAAGACAUUGCAAAAAAUACUGGCUGAUAUCUGAGGAAGAGAAAGCACAGAAGAAUCAGUGCUGGAAAUCUCUCUUCAUUGAUACUUACUCUGAUGUAGGAAGAUACAUUGACCAUUAUGCUGCUAUUAAAAAGGCCUGGGCCGAUCUCAGGAAAUAUUUGGAGCCCAGACCUCCUCAGAUGGCUUUGUCUCUGCAAGGUGACUCCCCCACUGCUCCAGGAUCUCUGAUGCCACAAGAGAUACCCUGACAGGGGGGCAUCAUGAAAGGAGAACAGACCUCCAGGAACCUCAUACAGCCCUGGGAGAGUGCCCUGAUUUUCCCUUAAAUACCCCCAGCCUCUCUGAGAAUUUAAGGCAGCUUUUGGAGUUGUUCACCCGCUGCCUUCUCAGACCACUGGUCCUCUGAUAAUAAACGCUUAUUCUAUGACCAAA
Rhinolophus ferrumequinum (greater horseshoe bat) is the source of this 630-nucleotide messenger RNA. RefSeq names its product F-box only protein 3. Gene Ontology annotation, molecular function: protein binding. Lineage: Eukaryota; Metazoa; Chordata; Mammalia; Chiroptera; Rhinolophidae. The record is from RefSeq and is a predicted model, not a curated record. The transcript has 4 exons. Bases 39 to 446 code for a protein of 135 amino acids.